AUGAACGAUGAUGACUGCAUCUUGCUAGAUGAUGAGCCAGCGGGUCAUGAUUCUUUCGAUGAAAUCGAAUACACGGAUACGCAACCGCCAACGGAUAAUGCUUACCACCUCGACUCUGAUGAUUCUUUUAAUGAUGAAGGCUAUGAGGUUACGCAGCGGGAAGACGGCAUGUUGAGUAUUAUAGCGUGUUUUGGCCACGUAGGACACGAGCUGAAUAGUGCUGCCAUACCUUUAUCAGCAAGCGAUGUGACAGUUGUAAGAUUUUUGAUUGAAGCUGGAAUUUCCGCAAAUAUCGUACGUUGA
Cylicocyclus nassatus is the source of this 303-nucleotide messenger RNA. The record is from the annotation of a GenBank genome assembly. Lineage: Eukaryota; Metazoa; Nematoda; Chromadorea; Rhabditida; Strongylidae.